Molecule: messenger RNA, 1158 nt
Organism: Micromonas pusilla CCMP1545
Lineage: Eukaryota; Viridiplantae; Chlorophyta; Mamiellophyceae; Mamiellales; Mamiellaceae
Gene: RSU
Product: pseudouridylate synthase
Exons: 1
Biological process (GO): pseudouridine synthesis
Molecular function (GO): RNA binding; pseudouridine synthase activity
Source: RefSeq, a predicted model, not a curated record
AUGGCGUCCCCCGCGGCGCGCGCGGCGCUGACGCGCGUCGUCCCCUCCGCGUUCGGACGCCUGUCGCGGCGCGGCGCGCGCGGCCGCGGCGCGCUCGACGGCGUCGACCCCCGCGGCGUCGCGACGUCGUCGUCGUCGGGCGAGAAAAAAAAGCGCGUCGGCGGCGUCGCCGUUCGCGCGACGACAAGACUGUCGUGGUCCAGCGGCGCGCGUUCGUUCGCCGCCGCCGCGCACGUCGACGACGGAGAGCUCCCGCCGCAUCCCAUCCAGACCCAGCGCGUCUCGAAGCUGAUGUCCCAGCGCGGGAUGGCGUCCAGACGCGAGGCGGAGGCGCUCAUCGACCGCGGGGACGUCAUCGUGAACGGCGGAGAGGUGGCGACGCGAGGCAUGAAGGUGGCGAUCGACGCGACGAUCGACAUCGCCGGCGAUAGCGACGGCGGCGCCAACGCGCUGCUCGCGAAAAAAGUCACCGUCGUCCUGAACAAACCCCCGGGGUACGUCUCUAACCUCCCGUCCAGGGGCGAGCGCGAGGCGAGCGAGCUGAUCACGCCGAGGAACGCGAUAUAUCAUCACUCGACGGGCGGCGGCGUCGUCGGCGGCGGCGCGGACGCCGACGCCGCGACGCGACGCAAGCUCGAGGACGUCUGUCGCGACGCGCGCGCGCUGAACGUCUGCGGCCGGCUCGACAAGGAUUCAAGAGGCCUGCUCGUGCUCACCACGGACGGCGUCCUCGCGAGGGCGAUCGUGGGCGGGAACGAGAUCCCAAAGGUGUACGAGGUCGUCGUGGACGCGAUCGCGACGCGCGAGCAGUUGGCCGCGUUGAACGGGCCCGUCGCGCUGGACGGCGAGCGUCUGCUUCCGAUGCGCGUGGAAACGCUCGAGGGGACGACGUUACGGUUCGAGCUGCGCCAGGGGAAGAAGCGGCAGAUUCGGCGGCUGUGCGAGGGGCUCGCGCUGCGCGUGUUGGACCUGCGGCGCGUGCACGUGGGGACGUGCGACGUCGGCGACUUGCCGGAAGGGCGGUGGCGGCUGAUGAGCGAAGCGGAGUCGGCGUCGAUCAGAGCGGCGGGUUUGGCGGCGGCGGGGAACGACCCGAACCGCGGCGGGAGAGGCGGGAGAGGUGGGAGAGGCGGACGCGGACGAGGUCGAGGCGGGCGG